UUUGAAAAAUAAAAAACAACGUUGUUCUUGCUCCCCAUGUUAUAAAUUCCCAGCGUCCACUACCACAAUCCGCCGGAAACCACAGCGUAAAAUGGCUUCCAAACCUCACAAUCCCUACUUCUCCCUUCUCAUUCUACUUUCCCUUCUCCUUGUCGCCUCUGCAAGAGUAGGUCUUGACCAUUCAGACCUUAAAGCCUUUUAUAUCAUACAGAAGGACUUGGGCAUCAAUGGUCAACGAAGCCUCUCCACCACUCUUUGCAACAACCCAGGUGUGUUUUGCGAGAGAAGGCUCUCUAACAAUAACACCUAUGUACUCAAAAUCACCAAACUCAUCUUUAAAUCCCAACAGCUGAGCGGCUUCUUGUCUCCGGCAAUUGGCCAGCUUACGGAACUAAAAGAGCUCUCUCUUCCAAACAACCAAUUAGUUGACCAAGUGCCUCCUCAAAUAGUUGACUGCAAGAAACUGGAAAUUCUUGACCUGGGAAACAAUCAAUUUUCCGGUGAAAUUCCAUCAGAAUUAUCGAAACUUAUACGUGUUCGAAUUCUUGAUCUUUCCAACAAUCAAUUUUCGGGGAAUUUAAGUUUCUUGAAGCAAUUCCCAAAUCUUGAACGUCUCUCUCUUGCUAACAAUCUUUUUACAGGAACAGUUCCAAAGUCUAUACGUUCAUUUCGCAAUCUUCAAUUCUUCGAUUUCUCGGGUAAUAGCUUUCUUGAAGGGCCAGUACCAAUGAUGAAAAAAACUGAAUCUUUAAGAUCUCAUCAGUACCCAAAGCGUUACAUUCUGGCCGAGAAUAAUGCCACAACAGCUAAAGGAAAUAGAACUGGUUCAUCUGCAACAGCUGCUGGACCAACUGCAACAAUGGAUUCUGCUCAAGCACCUGCUCCAUCAACAGUUUCAGGUCAUCGCAAGCACAACAAAAGCAAAAGAAAGAUGAAUGGAUGGAUCGUAGGAUUUUUCGCCGGAGCAGUAGCCGGAAGUAUAUCCGGGUUUGUAUUUUCCGUUAUGUUGAAGCUAGCAUUGGCAGCAAUAAAAGGUGGAGGUAAAGACUCUGGGCCGGCAAUCUAUAGCCCACAUGUGAUCAAGAAAAAAGAAUUUUUAGCGUUCUUGGAAAAAGACGAUGGGCUUGCUAAUUUGGAAAUCAUAGGAAGAGGUGGAUGUGGAGAAGUGUACAGAGCAGAGUUACCAGGAAGUAACGGAAAACUGAUUGCAAUAAAGAAGAUUGUUCAACCUCCAAAAGACGCGGCAGAAUUAACUGAAGAAGACAGUAAGCUUUUGAACAAGAAAAUGAGGCAAAUUAAAUCAGAAAUCAACACUGUUGGUCAAAUUCGACACAGGAACCUUCUUCCUCUCUUGGCUCAUGUGUCUAGGCCUGAUUGCCAUUACCUUGUAUAUGAAUACAUGAAAAAUGGAAGCUUACAAGAUGUGUUGACUGAGGUUUCAUUGGGUACAAGAAAGUUGGAUUGGUUUGCUAGGCAUAAAAUUGCAUUAGGAGUAGCAUCAGGGCUUGAAUACCUUCACAUGAAUCAUAGUCCAAAAAUCAUUCAUCGAGAUCUCAAACCAGCAAACGUUCUUCUUGAUGAUGAUAUGGAAGCUCGAAUUGCUGAUUUUGGACUUGCAAAGGCAAUGCCAGAUGCUCAAACACAUGUUUCGACUUCUAAUGUUGCAGGAACUGUGGGAUACAUAGCACCAGAAUAUCAUCAAACACUUAAAUUCACUGAUAAGUGUGACAUUUAUAGCUUUGGUGUGUUACUUGGUGUUCUGGUGAUGGGAAAACUUCCAUCUGAUGAGUUCUUCCAACACACCCGCGAAGUGAGUCUGGUCAAGUGGAUGAGAAAUGUUAUGACGUCUGAAAAUCCAUGUCAAGCAAUCGAUCCCAGCUUGAUGGGCAAUGGGUUUGAGGAGCAAAUGUUGCUAGUCCUGAAAAUUGCUUGCUUUUGCAGUCUAGAUGACCCAAAGCAAAGGCCUAACAGUAAGGAUAUCAGGUGUAUGUUGUCUCAAAUUAAGCAUUAGUUGUCAUAUAUGCUACAUGUUUGAUAGUAUGUAAGAAUAAAGAAAAUGUGUAUUUUGAUGUCGUUUUUGUGUACGAACAACAAAUUUUAGUCUAGCUAGUUGUUGUUCUUAAUUGUAGCAGCUUGUUUAGGUAUAAACUUUAAGUGUUUGCAUAUUUGAAUGCCUAUCAAAUAAAUGUAAAAGGCAUUCAAAUUUUCAUAGAAUGAGAAAUUGUUAAAUUGUUGCAUUUUGUAUACUAAAAGAUUUAGUAUAUGUAGACAUAGAAGCUAAUGGGGAGUUGGGCGAUAAAUGCCGUCGGUUUCA
Messenger RNA from Jatropha curcas, 2314 nucleotides. RefSeq names its product Leucine-rich repeat protein kinase family protein (gene SOBIR1). The record is from RefSeq and is a predicted model, not a curated record. NCBI's taxonomy places the organism in Eukaryota, Viridiplantae, Streptophyta, Magnoliopsida, Malpighiales, Euphorbiaceae. Gene Ontology annotation, molecular function: ATP binding; receptor serine/threonine kinase binding; protein kinase activity. Gene Ontology annotation, biological process: protein phosphorylation.